Molecule: messenger RNA, 5983 nt
Organism: Harmonia axyridis
Lineage: Eukaryota; Metazoa; Arthropoda; Insecta; Coleoptera; Coccinellidae
Product: zinc finger SWIM domain-containing protein 4-like
Exons: 14
Coding region: 23-3718 (1231 amino acids)
Biological process (GO): double-strand break repair via homologous recombination; DNA replication
Cellular component (GO): cytoplasm; Cul2-RING ubiquitin ligase complex; chromosome
Molecular function (GO): zinc ion binding; nucleic acid binding; ATP binding
Source: RefSeq, a predicted model, not a curated record
AGUCAGUGAGAGUGCGUUGUAGAUGGCACAAGCCAAGCGGGUUUGCUGCUCCCGUGGCAGCGUAAACGGGGUGGCUUUGCUCAAGGACCCGAGUCCUUGCAGCCCCGACACCCUUUUAGACAUCACGGCGAAAAAAGUGGCUGAAACUAUUCCGUUUCAACGUAUAGAGGAACGUUAUGACCGUAUACCCGAACCCGUACAGAGACGUAUAAUUUUUUGGUCGUUUCCGAGGAACGAACGUGAUAUUUGUAUGUACUCUUCGUUGUCUCAAGUGCCCCCAGUGAAUUCGAGUGCCGAGCCGCAGAAUUUGUCUUUCUGCAAAGGAUUAAAACUGCUCGAGACCGGUUGUGUGGAUAACGUCUUGCAAGUUGGCUUCCAUCUGAGUGGGAUCGUUUCAGCAUGCAGAAGUUCACCACCGCCAACCCUGCCUUGCGGAGGUCUCGAACCUCCUCAAAAAUUUAAAGUUGCCGUCAGUUUCGAUAGAUGUAAAAUUACGUCAGUUACAUGUAGCUGUGAAACAAGAGAUAUAUUUUGGUGUCAGCAUGUGGUAGCCUUAUCACUUUACCGCAUAAGAAAUGCAGAAAGUGUUAGACUUCGUGUUCCUAUAUCAGAAACUCUUUUACAAAUGGACAGGCAACAAUUACAAAAAUUCGUACAGUACCUGAUCUCAGAACACCACACAGAAGUGCUUCCGACAGCCCAAAAACUAGCUGAUGAAAUUCUUCAGCAAAGGUCGGAAAUAAAUCAAAUUCCCGGAGCACCAGAUCCAACAGCAGGAGCUUCGGCAGAUGAUGACCAUACCUGGCAUCUUGAUGAGGAGCAAGUUUGUGAACAAGUUAAAUCGUAUCUCUCUCAAGGGGCUUACUACAAUGCAAAUAAACAGCUCAAUUCAUUAUUUUCCAAGGUCAGAGAAAUGUUGAGGGCUCAAGAUUCUAACGGUGCCAGAAUGUUAACUUUGAUAACUGACCAGUUCCUAUCAGAUCCUAGACUGCAGAUGUGGAAAAAUCAAGGCACUCCAAUGACUGAUAAAUGUAGACAGCUUUGGGAUCAGCUUGGUUCUUUAUGGGUUUGUAUAGUUCUGAAUCCAAAUUGUACAAAUAAUGAAAAACAACAAUGGAAAGCAUUAUUAGAAAAAUGGACUAGGAUAGAUGUGUGUCCUCCUGAAGAUCCAGAUUUUCGAUUGCAACAAGUAAAUCAUCAUUCACACAGAGAUUCUUAUAGGGAUAGAGAUCGUGACAGAGGCUACUUUCAUGAUAGAGAUAGAGAUAGGUAUGCUGAUAGAGAAAGAGAUCGACGUGACAGGAGGGACAGAGAUAGAGAGAGGGAGAGAGAUAGGAAUAGAGCUUUAUACGAUUCUUCUGAAAGUUCUGAUGAUGACGAAGACUACAGCCCAGUGAAUAAAAGAUUAAGGACAGGGGGUAAUUCGAAGUCGGCUUCUUUGCCAAGAACAAUAUUUCAUAGAGCAUUGGAUGGCGUAGGCAUGUCUUGGGAUAACAUGCAUUUGAAAAAUAUCUUGUAUAGCGACACAUACUGUUCCCAUGUUCCGGACACAACUAAUUUAGGAAGCUUUAACUCCCAGGGCCAACCACUUUGGAAUGAAUCUAUUCCUUUAUGUGCGGCCAGAGUGGAUUCUUUGAAAUCUCAUGGACAUAACGAAGCUGCCUUGAGGUUGGCAGUUUCUGUAGUAAGGACAAUGAAACAACAACAACUAGUCGCACAAAGAAGGUGGCACGAAAGUCAGCAAAGUGCAAGUUCUAGCAGUAGUAGUGGUAGUAAUAGUAAAACAGAUGCAAGUUGUAAAACGACAGCUUGCACUUCUAGGUGCAAUGGAUUUUGCAAUGCUAAUGCAUGUAGCACAACAUCAAUCAACGCUCCAGUGAACACAGAGAUGUGGGUGGGACAUCCGUUGGAUCCUAUUGGGUGCCUGUUUGAUACUUUGGCAGACGCUUCAGUUCUUCCUGAUGACCAUACAAGAUCGCCAUCCUUUCUAGAAAUUUUAGGAAUGGACGAUGAUACCAUUAGGCCCAGAUACCACCAUGUGCCAGUGGUAGGCUCUAGGGACAGAUCUGAAACUUACUUAACCCUCGCUUUCGAGGUAGCCCUAAUCGGGUUAGGACAACAAAGGAUAAUGCCUGUAGGAUUAUAUGCCCAGGAGAAAGCUUGUAAACAGCAAGAACAAUUGAUACUAAAAUUACAAGACAUUGAACAAGACAACUCCUUGGUAGCUGUACUCAGAAGGCAAGCAAUAAUUCUUCUGGAAGGUGGCCCCACCAGCGGACUCGGCAUUGGAAUCCACCCGGAGAGCAUACCAAUGCAUACUUUUGCACGUUUCAUGUUCCUAUCUUUAUUGAACUAUUAUCCUGAUUUGGCGUACGAAGUAGGAUUGAGAGCUAUGAGGUUACCAAUCCUAGAAGAACACGAGGAUUCUGAUGACCCUUUAGGGGGUAACCCUGGGAAUUCUUUGAUGAUGGGGAGGUCGCCGAGAUGGUUCACUUUGGGACAUAUAGAGACUCAACAAUGCGCUCUGAGUUCCACCAUGCUGAGUGCUGCUAAAGGUGAAGUUCUACGCUUACGAACUGUUCUCGAAUCGUCCCAAAGGCAUAUUCACAGUUCGUCUCAUCUGUUCCGACUCGCACAAGAUGCCUUUCGUUUUGCAACACCCGAAAAUGGACCCAGACACCCCACUCUGCUCAGUGUGGCUUUCGAAUUAGGCCUUCAGGUAAUGCGGAUGACAUUAUCCUCUCUCAACUGGCGACGAAGGGAGAUGGUCAGGUGGUUGGUUACUUGCGCCACCGAAGUUGGUAUGGAUGCGCUGAUGUCGAUUAUGCAAAAUUGGUAUCAGUUCUUCACGGCUACAGAGGCGACAGGUCCGGUUGCCACGACGAUCAUGUCCCACAGUACUAUUAUGAGGCUCAAUCUGAGCUUUACCCAACAGGAGGAGCUAUCGAGCUGCGCCAGAAACCUGGCUUUGCAGUGUGCCACAAAAGAUCCACCAAAUUGUGCCUUGAAUGCCUUAACUCUUUGUGAGAAUGAGGCUUUGUCUUUUGAGACAGCCUAUCAGAUUGUUGUGGAUGCCGCUUCUCAUAUCAUGACAUCUUCUCAGUUGUUUACAAUAGCAAGGUACAUGGAACACCGAGGUUACCCUACAAGAGCAUAUAAGUUAGCCAUGUUGGCUAUGAAAAAUGUACAUUUAGCCUACAACCAGGAAAGUCACCCUGCUAUUAAUGAUAUUCAUUGGGCUUGUGCCUUGAGUCAUUCGCUUGGCAAGAAUGAGCUAUCGAAUAUGAUCCCACUACUUGUGAAAAAUGUGCAAUGUGCAAAUGUUCUGUCUGAUAUAUUAAGAAGGUGCAGUAUGACCGCCCCUGGAAUGUCUUGCCCACACCCUGCCCCCCUUGAAACAGGAAAGCAUUCGAGCCAUUCUCAUAGAAGCAGAAGCUGUGCACCUGCUGCUAUAAAACCUUUAUCGUAUGAUAGGCCCCCUCUUCGUCAAUUGCUGGAAGCUGCAGUCUCUGCCUACAUAAAUACGACACACUCAAGACUUACACAUAUAUCUCCUAGACACUACGGCGAUUUCAUAGAUUUUUUAACGAAGGCUCGAGACACAUUUUUAUUAGCCCAUGACGGUCAUGCCCAGUUCACGCAGUUAAUAGAGAAUAUGAAAGUAGCCUACAAGGGUAAGAAAAAGCUAAUGUUCCUAGUGAAGGAGCGUUUCGGCUGAUGCUACGCCAAAAGGGGACAGUGUUGCCUGAGAAAUGAACAUUUGGGGUGAUAUUCGUCUGUGUAUAUUUGAAAAAUUGAAGCGUCCGGAAGAAAAGGUAUGGUUAAUGACCUGUUCAGAGUUUUCAUAUCAAUUGGUACUUCUUGCGAAUAUACAUAAAGGAAUCAUUUUAUCAAUACAGGAAUCGAAUUCAUUCUUUGAACUCCAACAUUUCUCUUUAUCUGAUUAACAAUUCCAAUUAUUUUUUACUUCUAACUAGUUUCACCAGACAGUAAUGAAGACUGAUGUUAAAAAAAAACUCACUGACAAAUUGAAAUUGUUUUUUUUUCAAUUCUUGUUAACCAGCUUGCAAAAUGUUUUUUAAAAUUUAUCUUUGCCAGGAAACAUUUUGCCAACCAAUAAUUAGAUCAAGAGAAUAUUAUUGUUUUUCAAAAAUACUACAUUUAACAUCUUCAUUUUAUCAUUAAUGAAUUGCAGAAGUACCAUUUGAAAGUUUAACAGUGAAUCUGUUAUUAUUCUUGCCUGCAAAAUGCAAAACUUAUUGAAACAGUGCCUGAAUAACGGAUUAAUUUCUAUUUGUAUUGUGCAAAUUGAAUCCACUAAAAAUUAGCCACUCAGAUACUUUGAAAUCAUGAUUAUCCAUUGAUCAUUUGCACCCUCAGAUAACUUAUCGGACAAUAUUCAAUUUAUGAGAUUGACUUAACUACGUAAUAUUUAUUUUCAUCCUAUUUAUUUUAAUUCAAUUGAUUUUUUGAUUGAAGAGACUGAUGUAAAGGAAAAAAGCUAGGAAUAACUUCGAAAUUAGCUCUAAUUUCGAACAAUCGAUCCAAGAUCUCAUGCUCUCUUAGGGAGAAUGUUUAUUAGUAUUAUUUUCAUUCAGCAUAUAUUUCACUUGUGUUUAAAUUAUAAUUGUAAUUUAAAUUCAAUUCCUUGAGGUAUAUUUCUCAAAUUCAGUGAUGUCUCCUGUAGUGUAUGUAUGUGUACAUUAUAAGUUAAGUAACAUUGUGCACAUCAAUUCAGGUCGAAAGAUAUCCCUCAAUUUAAGAUCUGGCCAUCUUUUUGUUUUGAUGAUUCCUACAUCCGAGUUUUUAUUUUGUUUAAUAUCGAGCACUAAAAUUUUUUUGUUAAUACUGAUCAAAAGAAAAUUUUACAGUUCAUGAUUGCUAGAUGAAUUCUCUGACUUUUGACUAGUUCUUAUAUAUAUAAAAGUUGUUGAAACAAAUAAUCAAGUUUUGGAAUAUGUGGAUCAGAGAAUGUAUCUACUUCAGCAAAAUCUCAUAAUAAAUUUAGGAAUCAUAUUUAAAAAAAUUUUCUUUAUUUUGAUUUAGUUAUUAGUUGUUUCAAUUUUUAUUCAACCAAAGAUUGUUGUUUAUACAAGUUAGUAUUUAUGUAUAUAUAUAAAUAUAUUAGUUUCAUAGAAUACAACAUAAAGAAAUGCUUCUCUGUAUGAAAUUACCGAGCGAAGAAAGUACUGGAAUAAUAUACAUACGAUCCAUUUGUACUCAAAUUUUCUUUUGUUACUUUUUUGAUGUUAUUUUUCUGUUAUAUUAGGACUUGUGUUAUCGAAUGGAUUGUUUUGUAUGUUAACUUCCUUUUCGUAAAAUUACAAAGGUGAAUGCUUCCUGUUGUAUGUAAAAACAGUAUAGUAAUAGUAAAUAAGUACAAAUAAUUGACAAACAGUUGACCAAGGCAUAAAGCAUUGUCUACUGUCAUUCCAUAAGCUACCUCCCUAGCUGAUACGCUGCAAGAAACAUGAAUCGGGGAAUGGUCCUUUUGAGUGUUUAAAAUUUUUCAAUCAGAGACAAAUGUAAAAACUGUGUGCUUCGGUUAGAACGAUAGAAGUCCCAGUUUUUAAUAAUGCAGCAUCUCAUUGAGAACAUAAAUGCAAAUUUUUUGUUGCUAUGUUCAAACUAAUCAAUCAAAAUGGAUGAAGUAAUCAAUUUUGUAUUAAAAAUGAAGGCAAUACUAGUAUAAAUUUGUAAUCCACCUUCUAUUUGUUAAGUAAUGCCUCUGAAACACAUCCAGAUUUUGAUUUAAAUGGUCUGUGAUUAUCUCAUGUUAAUUUAUGUCCAGUGCCACAAUAUUUUGGCCCUCUCCGGUUUUUAGUUGUUUUGAAAUCUUAUUUUUAAAGUGUGUACAUAUUAAAUUCGCCAAAUUGGUACAUGUUCCAUUCCGAUGAUAUAAUUUUUAUAUUAAUUGUUGUCCUGUGUUUGUGUAUACUUAGGAAAAUGUACAUAUUGCCAAAAAUACAAAUAUUUGUAAUUA